This is a messenger RNA of Gossypium raimondii (Peruvian cotton), 1615 nucleotides long. Its product is annotated as CMP-sialic acid transporter 4. Lineage: Eukaryota; Viridiplantae; Streptophyta; Magnoliopsida; Malvales; Malvaceae. Gene Ontology annotation, cellular component: Golgi membrane. Bases 112 to 1164 code for a protein of 350 amino acids. The record is from RefSeq and is a predicted model, not a curated record. Gene Ontology annotation, molecular function: pyrimidine nucleotide-sugar transmembrane transporter activity. The transcript has 15 exons. Gene Ontology annotation, biological process: pyrimidine nucleotide-sugar transmembrane transport.
GGUUCAAAUCUGGCCAUUGUUCUUUUCCAUAGUUUCCCUUCACCCAAAAACAAAACAGUCUUUAGCAAAAAAAAAAAAAAACAGUGAGAUCUGCUACGAGCUGAUUCGAAAAUGGAGUAUCGCAAAAUCAAAGAUGAGGAUAAUGAUGGAGGAACAGUAAGUAAUGACAUUGAGAAUCUACGAGGCAUAGGGUUUUCGGGGGUUGCUUCUGUAAGUAAUGUUCCUCCAAGGGAACAGGCCAAGUGGAAACGCAAGACAGUUGUUACAGUUGCAUUGACUUUUCUUACAAGUUCACAAGCAAUACUUAUUGUCUGGUCAAAGAGAGCUGGGAAGUACGAGUACAGUGUUACCACAGCCAACUUUUUGGUGGAGACUUUGAAAUGUGCUUUGUCACUUGCAGCCCUGGCAAGAAUAUGGAAAAGUGAAGGUGUUACAGAAGAUAACAGGUUGAGUACAACCCUUGAUGAAGUUAUUGUUUAUCCCAUUCCUGCUUUACUUUAUCUUGUCAAGAAUUUGCUGCAGUAUUAUAUCUUUGCCUAUGUUGAUGCACCGGGUUAUCAGAUACUAAAGAACCUGAAUAUUAUCAGUACUGGUGUUUUGUAUCGUAUCAUCCUUAAGAAAAAGUUAAGUGAUAUUCAAUGGGCAGCUUUUAUUCUUCUAUGUGCUGGCUGCACCACAGCACAACUGAAUUCUCGUUCUGAUCAUGUACUUCAAACAUCUCUGCCAGGUUGGAUAAUGGCAAUUGUGAUGGCCCUUUUGAGUGGAUUUGCUGGAGUGUACACCGAGGCUAUAAUUAAGAAGCGCCCAUCAAGGAAUAUAAAUGUGCAGAAUUUCUGGUUGUAUAUUUUCGGAAUGGCCUUCAAUGCUAUAGCAAUACUGAUACAAGAUUUUGAUGCUGUCAUGAACAAGGGCUUCUUCCAUGGAUACUCGAUAAUUACCACUCUCAUGAUCCUUAAUCAUGCACUAAGUGGAAUUGCUGUAUCAAUGGUAAUGAAAUUUGCAGACAAUAUUGUGAAGGUCUAUUCUACUUCAGUGGCAAUGCUUCUCACUGCCGUUGUUUCAGUGCUUCUGUUCGGCUUCAAUCUUACCCUUGCUUUCUUCCUCGGUGCUACUGUUGUAUCGGUAUCAGUAUACUUGCACUCUGCCGGGAAGCUGCAAAGAUAGUGACUUCCUGCGCUAUGUUGGGCUGACAUUGUAAAGUCUUGUGCACUGAGGUUAUUUCAUUUCAUAUUUGUUCCCACUUCUUCAAUCACUAUGCUACUUGGACUCGAGUGUGAAUGCUGGAUAUAGAUAUGUGCUUAACAUGGGUCGGGUGCAGUUACUUCAAGCAAGAAUCCGAGCAACAUAGUUAUAUUAUUACCUUAUAAUCUCAUAGCCAAAGUGGAAAUAGUCAUAGAUAAGUUUUGUUGAAAUUAUGGUUCAUUUAGUUCAACAUUGUUAAAGGUGGUAAGUACCCAGAUUUUCUAUUCAUUGUUUAACCUUUAUUUAUUUUUCAGCAGUUACAUAGUUGAGGGGUUUAAGCUGGUGUUUAGAACUUUUAUAAUUAUUUGUAAAAUUAAUGAUCUUUAGUCAUUUAUAUUAAUAUAAAUUAUUGACAUAUUAAAGAUAUUUUAAA